Striga hermonthica is the source of this 1074-nucleotide messenger RNA. NCBI's taxonomy places the organism in Eukaryota, Viridiplantae, Streptophyta, Magnoliopsida, Lamiales, Orobanchaceae. The record is from the annotation of a GenBank genome assembly.
AUGGCUCCGCCACCGUCGCCACCGCCACCGGUGUUCCACGACGCCCCUGUUUUCUCAUCCUACAACCGCAUCCGGCCGCUUCUCGACACGGUCGACCGACUGCGAAAGCUGAAUGUUGUGCAGGAAGGAAUAAAGCUGCCGACGAUCGUGGUGGUUGGAGAUCAAUCAGCUGGAAAAUCUAGUGUCCUCGAGUCCCUCGCCGGCAUAAGCCUCCCCCGUGGCGAGGGCACCUGCACCCGCGUCCCGCUCAUCAUGUGUCUCCGAAACCAACCAAACCCUAACCCCGAACUCUCCCUCGAGUUCCGUGGCCAGACUGUGCCGACCGACGAAGCGAGCGUCACCGACGCCAUCAGCCGCGCCACCGAGAAGAUUGCCGGAGAGGGCUAUGGGGUGUCGAACACCCCUCUGACUCUGGUCGUGAAGAAGAGCAACAUCCCGGACCUCACCAUGGUCGACCUCCCCGGAUUCACCCGGGUUCCCGUCGACGGCCAGCCUGCCGACAUCUACGAGCAGAUCUCAAGUAUCGUCAUGGAUUUCAUCGAGCAGGACGAGAGCAUCAUCCUCAACGUCCUCUCCGCUAGCUUGGACUUGAACUUAUGUGACUCCAUACGCAUGUCCCAGAAGGUGGACCCUACGGGCCAGAGGACCCUGGCCGUUGUGACCAAGGCCGACAAGGACCCCGACGGCCUCUUCAAGAUGGUGACAUCGAACAAAGUCAGCAUCGGCCUUGGCUAUUUCUGCGUGCGGAACAGGGUUGGGGAUGAGACGUAUGAGGAAGCGCUGGAGAAGGAGGCCCAGCUGUUCAAGACGCACCACCUCCUGUCUGGGAUAAACCGAAUCUCAACAAACAUGUUCUGGUGGGCCAGGAGCUUGCUCCACAAAGCCACAUACUCUGAUGAGAGUUGUUUUGAGAAUCUCAAUAAACAGAAUAUGGUAGGCAAUAAGCUUGCUCCAAAAAGCCACAUAUUUGGGCUGAGAGUUGUUUUGAGAAUCUCAACAAACAUAUUCUGGUGGGCCGUGUUCCAAAAAGCCACAUACUUGGGCCUGGUGAUGCUUUCGAAUGUUGAAAGUUAG